ACCCCGCGGCGAGGGCGGCGCGCGCCGAGAGGCCUGGCCGGGCGCGGGGGCCCGGGCGGCGCGUGGCCGCCGCCGGGGAGCCUGAGGCCUGAGGCCCGGGCGGUGAGCGGCCGCGGCGUCGGCGGCGAGGCCUCCCGGAUGCGGGCUGGGGCUCCACGGAGCAGAGCGGAGGCUGGGCCCGGGCCGCGGGCGGGGUAAGGUCGACGGGCGCGCUCGCCCCGCGGGUGGAUGCGGCGGCGGCGGCGGCGAUGGACGCCCUAGAGGAAGAGAGCUUCGCGCUGUCGUUCUCUUCUGCCUCUGAUGCAGAAUUCGACGCUGUGGUUGGAUAUUUAGAGGACAUCAUCAUGGAUGACGAGUUCCAGUUACUACAGAGGAAUUUCAUGGACAAGUACUAUCAGGAGUUUGAAGACACGGAAGAGAAUAAACUCACCUACACGCCUAUUUUUAAUGAAUAUAUUUCUUUGGUAGAGAAGUAUAUUGAAGAACAGCUGCUGGAGCGGAUUCCUGGGUUUAACAUGGCGGCUUUCACAACAACUUUACAGCACCAUAAAGAUGAAGUGGCAGGCGACAUAUUUGACAUGCUGCUCACGUUUACAGAUUUCCUGGCUUUUAAAGAAAUGUUUCUGGACUACAGAGCAGAAAAAGAAGGUCGGGGACUGGACUUAAGCAGUGGUUUAGUGGUGACUUCAUUGUGCAAAUCAUCUUCUGUGCCAGCUUCCCAGAAUGACCUGCGGCCCUAGGUCCCACCACCCAGCAAUGGGAUCUUUCUGGACGUUGCCAGCCCAAUAGACUGGAAGAGGCUCUGACUAAUGUGACAAUACACGUUGGAAAGACUGA
Molecule: messenger RNA, 837 nt
Organism: Nyctereutes procyonoides (raccoon dog)
Lineage: Eukaryota; Metazoa; Chordata; Mammalia; Carnivora; Canidae
Product: ADP-ribosylation factor-like protein 2-binding protein
Exons: 1
Coding region: 249-740 (163 amino acids)
Biological process (GO): maintenance of protein location in nucleus; positive regulation of tyrosine phosphorylation of STAT protein
Cellular component (GO): mitochondrial intermembrane space
Source: RefSeq, a predicted model, not a curated record